This is a messenger RNA of Varanus komodoensis (Komodo dragon), 7675 nucleotides long. RefSeq names its product protein phosphatase 1 regulatory subunit 3D (gene PPP1R3D). The transcript has a single exon. The coding region runs from base 138 to 1115 and encodes 325 amino acids. Gene Ontology annotation, biological process: regulation of glycogen biosynthetic process. NCBI's taxonomy places the organism in Eukaryota, Metazoa, Chordata, Lepidosauria, Squamata, Varanidae. The record is from RefSeq and is a predicted model, not a curated record. Gene Ontology annotation, cellular component: protein phosphatase type 1 complex. Gene Ontology annotation, molecular function: protein phosphatase 1 binding; glycogen binding.
UCUGACUAGCACCUGUGGUAAAUUCUCUUCACCACCUAUCCCAAGCCUAAAGCGGCUCUCAUAAGAGCUGUGGAAGCAACCGCUAGGCCUCUAUCAUCAGUGCCUCUCUUCUUGCCAACUUCGAAGCCUUAUCCUCCAUGUCGCAACGAAAGUCGUUGACAGGAAUGGCAACCUCCACGCAAGCCACUGCUUUGCAAGAGCCGAUGGGGUCACGGCCCCCACAGCGGAGCCCCAGCUACCUUUCCGAUCUGUACCAGAACAUGCUGCGGGAUGCAGAAGCUCGGCGUGCGGAGCAGAGGAAGGGCCAGCCGCUGCACAGCAGCAGUAGCACCAGCCUUUUGACUAGCUCACUCAGUGAGGAGACGCAUGCUCAGGGUGCCCCAGUAACCAGCUGUGACCCGCAUCUUAGGCCCAUCAUGCGCCGACGGGCCAGGUCCUUGCCCAGCUCUCCAGAGAGAAGGAAGGGCAUGAUGGCACCGUGCCGAGUUCCAGGAUGCAGCACGCGCAGGAACCGUGUCAGGUUUGCCGAUGCUUUGGGCCUGGAACUGGCUGAAGUGAAGGUGUUUCAAGCUGGGGAAGACCCGUCGAUUCCCUUGCACGUGCUGUCUCGCCUGUCGAUCAAUUCGGAUCUUUGUUGCAGCAGGCUGGACCUGGAAUUCACCAUGCAGUGCCUGGUGCCUGACUUCCAGCAGCCCGCUGACUGUGAGGACUUCUCCAGCCGGCUGCAGCAGCAGCAAGUGUGCCUGGAACGCGUGAGCAGCUCAGACCUGGGCCUGAACGGCACUGUCAGAGUGAUCAACUUGGCCUUCGAGAAGCAGGUCACAGUGCGCUACACCUUCAACCACUGGCGGGGCCAGCAUGAGGUCCAUGCUCAGUGGCAUAGCAGUGUUCCCAGAAAUGAUGGGUGGGAGCAGGUGGAUGCCUUCACAUUCUUCCUUCCUCUGCCACCUUUCCUCCUCCAGCUUAGCUCAGGGGUGGAGUUUGCAGUACUCUACCGUGUCAAUGGACAGGAGUACUGGGAUAACAAUCAAGGGAAGAACUAUACCUUCACAUGCAGGAGUCAUCCGCUGAAGAUGCCCAGAGAAUGUGAGGAGAGCUGGAUUCACUUCAUCUAAGCAGAACGAGGAGAUGAAGAGGUGGUUGUUCAUUGCCGGUCCUGUCUGGCAUCUCUCUUAUUCCUGAGGCACCAAAGAAAUCCUUCAGAAUAAAAGAAUAAGAAGUGAUAUGCAGAAAAGUUAUUUAGAGAAGAGGGUUUUUUAAAGAAGGAUACAAGGUUAUUGCUUGCAUUGAUUUAUACCCCAAACACUUGUUUGUGUGUGUGCGUGUGUGUAAAUCUGCAGAAAAGACAAUGUCAGGAGAAGGCAGGCCAGUGUCCUUUGCCGUUUUGAUUAACUCUUUCAGUAGAUUAAAUUAUAUAGAGUAUUUUAAAAUGUAUGAUUUCUUUUUUCACCCUGACCCCAAUCCUGACACUGUCUGUAGUGUUGCACUUAGUCAAUGCACUUUUGCACUUCGGGGGGGGGGGGGUAGGUCUUUGGCAAAUGGGACACAGUCAAUUUGCUUUUGCUGCUUUUUAGCAGAAAAAGAAUGUUGCACAGUUCUAAUGCACUGGUUAAAUACAGCAGGGCCUGUGCUGCAGGAAGGGAUGUUCAUAAAUACUAUAAAUAUUUACAUGGUUUUUUAAUACAGUGUGUUUUAUAAAAUAAACAUGGCAGUAUACAUUAGAUAUUUAAAUUCUCAAAUACUAAUAAAUUAUAUAGUAGACAAAUCACACCUGCCUUUGCUGGAAGAAUUCUUGUCCUUUCCAGGUUAAGGUCAAAGUAGAUAAGGUUGCGGGAGACAAAGAGUGGGCAGGAAUAGCAUAGAGCUGCUUGUUUCCUAGCUUGAUUUGUUCUGCAGAAUAGGGACAAUUUUGCAAUGUGUUCCAUUUGAGGAUAUUGGAAUGUUGCACCAAUCACUAGCUCCUGUAAAGCACUGAAGUAAUCUAUUGCUGUAAAGUUAGAUAAGCACAUGAGGGUGAUUGGCCAAGAAAUUACAGCCAAUAGUUGAAAGCGGAAAUGAUGCUGAACUUAAAAAGCAAAUUCACUGUGCCAGUUUGGACAACACUGCAGCCCAUCAUGGCUUAAUUAAUCCUCAAGGAGUGUUCUCCACAUUUCUAAGUGCCACAUGACAGCUCAUUGCAGGUUAAUUAAACCUUGAGGAGCUGCAGUGCAUGCUGCCCACCAUUGCAAAUGUGCAGCCUCCAACUGGGAGUUGCUGUGUCUUGUCAUGCCGUGCUGUCCGUGCAUUAUGUGCAAAAUUGCUUAACCCUUGAUAAUGCUCCGUGGGCAGGUUCAGCGGCAGACCAAGCCAGGGCAAGUCCCCAGUUGGGGGUUGUGUACUCAUAAUAAUGGAUGUCUCUCAUCACAGCCCCUCAGGGUUUAACUACCCCACCGUGAGCUGUCAUACAACAUCAAGUCAUUCUCUGAGAUGCUUCAACAAAAGCUGGGAGAGGACUUUGUUAUCUUUAUUAUAGCUAGGGAUGUCUGAUACAUGAUCUCUGAUGUACAAGAGCCCAACAAAACAAGCCAUGAUGGGGAAUUGUCAAAGAAUUCAUCUUGACGCACACCUUUGAGAAUGAGAAACUGCCUUAAUUGUUGGAAAUUCAUUCCCAUGGCUUCAAACCUUCAGUGUUUAUUUCUAAUAUAACUGUACAUAUCAGGGGUGUGCAGAAAAUAGAUUUGGAUUUAUUGAUAAAUCUCUGCACAAUUUGGAAACGAUCAGCAGUGAUUUUUAACUCUUCAGUGUUUAAACAUAGCAUCAACCUCCACCUGUGCCAUUAUACUGGUAAUUGAAGAAAAUAAAACAACCAGGACAGGAUUUUCAUGUAUCAAUUAAGUUCUUGUACUCAGAGAUGUUCCUGGACUCAGAAUUAUUUCAUUUUGUAUGUGGUUUUUGUGCCAGGCUCUGGUUGAUGGAUCUUGGUUUUUUUUUUUUUUUAAGUAACAUAGUUCCUGCAAAACUGAAAUGUGUCCACCCCUGGUAUAGAUUAACUAUUAACAAAUGUGCUGUGAUGCUCUCAUUUUUGUACCUAUGUGCCAGGGUGAUUUCUGACCCUACAAUAUAUUGAAGCAUGCAUGUACUUCUAAUGGGAAAAUAUUUCAACAGAGCAGUGCAGAGCAGUGGUGUGGUUACUCAUGCAUGUUAAAGAUAGUGAUGCAUAUGGAAAUGCACAUUUGUGCAUGAUGGUGAGAAGCUGCACAGAUAAAUAGACAAAACCCCACAGCAGCAGCAGCAGCAGCGGCUUCAAUAUGUGAGUGCCUUGACUCCGAAGAGUAUAAAUCAAAGAUUUAACGUUAAUUUAGUAGAUUAACCCCAAUCACCCAGUAUUAGAGCCAUGGAAUAUGGGGACUUAUAUGGAUCUCUUCUGUACUGGCUGUUUGUAGUACAUCAUUCUAGGUCUAUGGCAGAGAUGAGAGCCCUGGCCUGUAAGCCAAAUUCAGCCCCCAAGAUGGCCCGUUUGGCUGUGGAGCCUCAGACAAGGCCUCUCCCUGCAGCUUUCCUGCCUUGGAGAAGGGAAUCGUUGAGAGAGCAGCUCAGUUGCGAUUGGAAUGAUGAGCAGGAGGUACAGCACUUGUACAGGCGCCCAGCACUCAGAGGACCAAUCAGUCCGCUAGCCCUGCUCUGCAGUGUGCUGGCUCAGCCCAUGUAGGCCAGGAGUGUCUUUAGAGACUUGUAGCAGUUGUCCAGGACUCCAGACAGGAGGGUUGUUUCAGCUGUACCUGGAGAUGCCUGAGAUUGAACCCGGGACUGUCUGUGCAAAGCAUAUGCUCUGUCACAGAGUGCAAUCCCCUGUUACUCCUUUCCUGUGUGAUGUGGGGAAGAUGCAUGUACUUGGCUUCAAGUUUCCUGCAUUUUGGAAUUGGGAAACUUGAGGGCAGGCUGCUCCACUGCCAUGCAUUCCAGCCAUUCAUGUAGUGUUCUGUCAUGGAGAUUGGAAGGGAUCCCAGAGACCCAGAGUAGAAACUCAUCUCAGCCGUACAUGUUCUAAAGAGGGCUUCUGUGCAAGAGGUUUUCUCGAGGGGCCAUUCUUUGGAUUUUGGAGAUCUUUGGAAGUGUCUGGCAGGCAUAAAAAGAACAUAGGGUAAUGGAAAAUGUAUUUUCCUUAUUGGAAACUAAGCCAAACAAGUAUAUUCAUAUCUCUUGUUUAUCAGUGAAGUCGUAUGCAGCCCAGCUAGGGACUUUAAACAAAUCUCAUGGAGCUUUCUUGGUUAUUUCAAUAGAGAUCUAUAGCAAACCCAUAAACCCAUCUUUAUGAAGCCCAAACAGCAGCAUCCCUGGAGACAGGGCAGGUAUCAGCAGUUGUGGGGGAACCUUGCAAGGUUUGUAGAAAUACAGCAAAUGUAUUUGACGGCGGAGGAAAGUCCUAAGGGGUCCCAAAACAACCCCCUCAGCAAAACUAGCAUGCCCAGCAACCACAGACUUCUGACUGGGGAUGGGCAUGCAAGAUGUGUUUGGAGGGUAGAAAUGGUGCAUCCUGGGAGAAGGUGCGGGUGACCAGCUGGAAUCCUGAACAGGAGCCCUGCAUAUUGCAACAUUUUGUAUCAGGUCCUGCUGUAGCCACAACCACACUACUCGGGGCAAGUGGAGCUUUCCUUUCCUUGGUCCCCAGAACUGCUCCAGAGGUUCCUCUGGUUCUCCAGAGCAGAUGUGGCGCACACAAGAGGAAGCUGUGGCAUGGAGGCAAAAUUGGUCCCAGGAGCAUCCAGAUACUUUGGACUUCGGCCCCCUUAAUCCCAGACCACUAGACUAUACUGCUGGGUCCUAUUGGAGGUGUGGACCAAGCAUCCAGGGGGCAGCAGUGGCUAACUCUGGGCUAGGCAAAUUCUUGGAAACAAGUUGUAAUGACAGCAGGGAAGAACAACUUGCAAAAAAUGAUGGCGUAAUCCAUAGCCAUACCUGGUGUGUAUAUAUACACAUUCUGAUCUUUCUGAUAACAAAUGUCUUUUUCUAGCUUCUGUUGAAUUUAAUAAGCAUUUUAAUGUUCCUGCAACAGAAAAAUGUUAGGCUCACAUACCUGAUAGUGUUAUAUUUAUUGUGUCGACAGUGCGCGUGUUAUAUAAAUGAUGAAAGCACUGUUGCACUUCCAGAUGGAAAAUUCAUUUUUUAAACAAAGAAUUUCCAUGAUAGCAGCAUUUGAAUGGUCUUGUGAUGUUAGAAAAAGAAAUGUGAUGGCUGAAGAAAAGAUGAAAUGCAGUUCCAUACCCCCAGUCCCAGAUAGUUGUGUAUCGGAGCAAAUGACCAGGUUUGACUUUUCAGCUUUUCCAGUUUCUGUUCUAGUAACGAAUGGGAGAUUCGGUGUCUCUGAAGCAUGCCAGAUGAAUCUGAAAACUGUGCAUGGGCUGCGCCACCAUUAGUGUUGCUCUUGGAUUUGAUACUGGAAGUUCGUUCCUCGUAGGUUUUCGUUUCUCACAGCUGUCUAAACAAGUGCAUUUUCAUUGGGUAAAUUGCAGCACAUGAUGCUGUCCCGGGUGAUGCACAUGAUGCUUUGCCUACUGUCAGAAGGGCUACCUGCCCUGGAUCAGCACCACUGUAACAGCGAUCCUUCCUAAACCUGUGCUGUAGCUGCCUGUGUUCUGGAAGUGCAGUACUCUUUGCAGCCAUUCCUUUUCAUUUCCUGUGUAAUCAGAGUGCCUGGAAGUGUGGGUGCUGUGCAAAACCAUAACCCCAGACUGGUGCUUUACGUAAACAGAGGGAUUGCCUUGCUGGAUUAGAACCUAGUUCAUUUAGUUAAGCAUUUUGUGUCCAACAAUGUCUCUUCAGCCAUGCCUUCUAAAGUGCAUGAACAGUGCGCAAAUGUCAUAUCUAUUCCCAGUACCCGGUGCAUAGAAAUACAGGGGUUUUUUAAUUCCAUUGAAAAAUGUUGAUAGAGUCACUCCUGUGUAUGUCACCAAGAAAAGAUGGUGCCAUACUGGAGACUGGAAAAAUUAAGAGGUAGAGCAGGGUGGGAAAUUCUCAUUUUCUUAUGCCACCUUCGUUCAUAUUAUGAUGCAUGAUAUUUAUCAGAUCUUGGAGACUUCAGAGGGGACUCUCCAGGAAAUGGUAAUUACCAGAUACACUUUGGAAAAGUACAUUUAGAAUAAAUGCAUGCCAUGUAAAUGAAGAGAAAAGCCACUUAAAGCAAAUGCUUUACUAUGCAAUAUAGCAAUCUGCUGUUAACUAAGCUAGAAGUAAGUAUCUUAUUUUUGUGUGUAUGUGUGUUAAGGGAAAAUUAUUCAGGCCUGCUUAAGUGGAAAGAGUUAACGUGCAGUGUCACUGCUUGGGCAUGUACCUGCUUCUUUCCAAGGGACAUGAUUACAUUCCUCCACCAAGUAUUGUGAAGAAAAACUGAAAUACUUGAAAAAGGCCACAGUCUUACUUGCACCUACCUGGGAGCAAGCCCCACUGACUUUCAGUGGGACUUACUUCUGAGUAGACAGGUAUAGGAUUGCAUUGUAAAUUGCUUAGAAAUGUAUUUGCAAAUACUUCAAUAGUAAUUCAGAGUAUGAGAAAAAUACAGAUUUGUACCAAAAAUGCUUCUGUUGCGUAGGACAAAAUUACAUCCUUAAACAUUUUCCUCAGAUCUAGUGAUGAUUGAAGCAUUUUGUUUUGAAAAGGAAGCCAAGAUAUGUCAAGGAAAAACACUGGGAAGAAAUAUUCUCUGAGCAACCAGCAUUAAAGCAAUGCCAGGCGGUCCCACUAUAGUAAAUGCAAUGCUAACUGUCUGUUAGAGGCUCUGCUUCUGCCAAAUGGUGGCAUCUGUCAAACCUUGGUGGAAGUAGAGGCCUCAGGCUGCAUCAACACUGCCAGAAUAUGCUAAGCCAAGAUUCUGUUUAAAGGUUAUGUCUUGUACUGGGAAGGGUGACAGGAGAAGCCCAGCUUAGGCCAAUGAUGCAAAGAAUUUUCUCAAGCAGAAUUCUGUAAUUCGGGUCUCUGAUACACAAACCAUACUCGCAGUUCCUGCAUAUCGCUCUUACCUAAAUCAUCUAACAUUACAGACCAUGGGAACGGAGUCUUCUUCAUAUGUAUGCAGUUGCCUUUUUUGAAAUGCUCUUGUGAUAUUCACGUGCUGGUAACUGUUUCUAUCAUCUCUGUGUCUGGAUGCUACAGCAUUACUUUUCCCCAACUAUCCCUUUUAAAUGUUCCUCCUCCCCAAAAUCGGCUGGAGUCCCUUUGUCUGAAAAGAUCAAAUCCCAACUCUGCAUGUUUUUGCCUUGCUGCAUUUGGCUCCAUGGUUUAGAGGCAAUUUUGUCAUCAUUUUAGUACUAUUCUCAGGGCAAUCAAUAUUUGUGUACUUGCAUUAUCUUUCCUACAUGCAUUAAUACUUGUAUUUGAAUAGCAGUGUAUUAUAUUUAAAAGCACUUAAACAAAACCCAACAAGAUGCUGUACUUAGAAAUAGUCAUUUGGCAACUGAAUGUCUAUUGUAGAGCAAUGUUUAAGGUUCAGUUUAGGAAAACUUUACAUGGAAGAUGUUACUGAGAAGAAAAUGCAAGGAUUGUUGAUGUCUAUAAUACUGUAUACAAAUACAAUUAAUCAGAGGUUUACAUUUAACUCUUAAACAUCUUUUUUAACUUUUUUGGCAAACACGUGAUGUGUAAUGCUUUGCUUGUUCUACCAAACAUGCAUAUAAUUUUUAAUAAAAUUAAAUGCAUUUUUCAA